Gymnogyps californianus (California condor) is the source of this 2922-nucleotide messenger RNA. RefSeq names its product small integral membrane protein 10-like protein 2A (gene SMIM10L3). The transcript is spliced from 3 exons. The coding region runs from base 1 to 258 and encodes 85 amino acids. NCBI's taxonomy places the organism in Eukaryota, Metazoa, Chordata, Aves, Accipitriformes, Cathartidae. The record is from RefSeq and is a predicted model, not a curated record.
AUGGAGACGAUAGGGAAUUCAAAUUACCUUGGGGGCCGCGGGCGGGGGUAUAUGGCGGCGGUUCUGUCCGCCCUGGCUGCCAGGCUCUCCCAGUCGGCCGCGGCCAGGUCCUACGGGGUGUUCUGCAAGGGGCUGACCAGGACCCUCCUCAUCUUCUUCGACCUGGCCUGGAAGCUCCGCAUCAACUUCCCCUACCUCUACAUCGUCGCCUCCAUGAUGCUCAACGUGCGGCUGCAGGUCCAUAUUGAGAUCCACUGACUUGUGACUUUGUGUGCUGCUUGCACUGUAUGCUGCAACUAGAGUCAAUUCCACUCUACAAAUUCAGCCUGUCGUGAAACAGCAAAGCUAUGCUCGUCUUCUCUAGGACUAUGAAGAAAGAAGAUUUAAACCAGAAACGAGUAUGUGCCGGUGGCCCAGAUCAUCACAAGGCAGCAGCUCACCUGACACACGUGCAUUCCGUGUUGAACAACUCUCAAAAUGAUCGUAGCAGUUUACAAGAAUUAUUUUAUUUUAACACCAGGAAUUGUUCUUUCUUUAAUACUAUACCUCUGCCUUCUAUUGGCAAGGAAAUGCCUCUGAGUUGGAGUGAAUCAACAGGGAGGAACUCAAGUGCAGCUGCUCCUUGGAAGGAUUCAUUUCAUCUGCGUUUUUCUUCUGGGAAAGACAGUCUUGAUAGGAUUUCUCACUGCAUUAAUAGUAUUUCAGUAAUGGGCUGGCUGGAGAAAGCUUGUAGCUUUGCUGGAGACUUUAGCUCAUGCUGUCCAGGAGACAACUUUGUAUGUUUUGCACACUUUUGGCUGGGAAAUUUGCAGUAUAAUAAAAACCUGCAGUUUCUGGAAUUAGAAAUGAGCAGUAGCAAAGAGAAUGAGUUGCGGCUUGCAUUUCUUAAAGAGUUGGAGCUUGGUGGACUUCCUGAUCUCUAUUCUAUUCCAGUUGCCUCACUGAACGAAUAUGCUAUGGGACUCUUAAACAACCAGAAACCAUGUUUAUUUCUUUGUUACUUAAACCUUAUAUCUUCAGAGAAAACACUUGGAUACAAGCAAAUGCUUUCAAAUGUACAAUAUGUGACUAAUAACUUUCACAUCAUACAGCUAGUAAUUUCUGUGCUAGCUUUUGCACUUGCAGGUCUCUGGUAUGCAGUAGUGAAGGUAAAAAAGUACUAAGAUUUUAAUAAGUACUAUUUUUAACAUUAAUAGAAAAUUAACUAAAUAACAGAGACAAGGUUACAGUUCAGAUUUUAGUGAGAGGUAGCUAAAGUAAAAAUUAUAUUUGUGUAAUUGCUAGUAAAACUGGCUGUUGGAAGAAUAGGGACUUUUUUUGUAAGGAGUAUCUGCAUCUGAGUGGAAAGAACUUCUUAAUCUCAGAACUCUUUGCGACUUCUGCAGGUUUGCCAUUAAUGACUAGAACCCAAUUUGAUUGUUUAGCACAGAUCCUUUGUUUUCUUUAGGGUUUGUAUUAGUGGAGUGUUCUGGCUACUAUUUACAACCAUUUCCAAUGAAACUGUUUCUUGUAGAACUGAAUUCCUGCUCUGAAUCCAACAGUAACUAAUGUAUCGGUCCUUAAAAGACUUUGAACUGGAAAGCUGUUGGGAGGGUGGUCUUCAAUAGAGCAUAAUUCUCAGCAGUGUUCCUUUUCAAGGAUGGUACUGCUCUAAUUUAAAUAAUCAUGAGCUUUUGCGCUAUAAUAGACACUAUAAACAAUUUUCUAAAAGAAUGUUUUCUUUCCUUGAAAAAGUGAUUGUUAUCACUGAAGCAUAGUAAUCAUUUCUGGGCCUGUUGACUUUGGGACGGACUUCUGACAAUGGGGUUUGGCAAAGAAUAGAGCAAGAAUGUUGGAAUCAAUAGAGCUGCUUGUGAAUAAGAAUUGGCAGGAAUAGGCUCCUGUGGGCACUUAGAUGGAGAAACUCAUUGUGCAGUAGGUCAAAGUUUCAACUCGGUGUCCAAAAUUCUCAACAAGGGAGUUGAUGUAGGUGGGCUUGAUGUGCUUUAGGGGCCUACCUAAAGAGGGAGAUAUUGAUAUGGUGAGUUAGGAUAGAUUUUCAGCUCACCUUUCACUCUGAGUUAAAAGUGAGGACUUAAUGCAGAGAAAAGUCAUGCCAGUGAUUCGCACACCAAGUAUCCUUUUUGCUAGCUAGCUUGCUUCAUUUUGGAAAGAGAGUAAGUGAUAUUGCAUUUAGUUUGAACUGAAUUCACUUGGAAAGCCAGUAGAGUUUUCUAAUGUGGUGUUUAUUUGGGUGUUAGCACACUUGUGUAGAGAAGUCCUUGAUUAUGAAGAUGAAAUGCCGGUUAUCAGUGUUAUGGGGAGAAAUGUUGGAUUUUUUUAACCUUAUUUGAGUGCUGAAAGUAAGAUAUACUACUUUUUAUGUUAAAUGAUAUGUUGUGUUUUUAUUAUCCCCAUUGGUUGGCUAUUUCUUCUGGAUGUUAGAAGAGAUAAAAAGCCAUUUAAUUUAGAAAAUAACUUUCCCUGGUGUGUACUUUUAUUAAUUGUUUAACUUCUAGACUUUUGACCACAUGAUUACCUGUCACAAAAUUACCAAAAAACUCAAAAUAAUAACGGAUUACAUAUUGUAAGUAAUUAUUUUGACAGCAACAGUUUUCUCUGAGUCAAGCCAUUCAUGCUAUUCACUCCCAUCUCCACUGCUGCAAUUUAUCACCCUUGCAGUGGUAUUAACACGAGUGUUUGUGGAUCAAGAUUGCUGAAGCGAUGUGGAUCUGAAACCCCAGAACACCAGAAACAAAGACACUUCUCCUAAAGUCUGUGGCUUAUUUGAGUUACGGUAUUAAGCUGUUGUCUGCAUACAGCUUGACCCAAAAAAACACUUGGCAGAGCUGAGGGUAGAGGAAUGAAGGUGGGGAGGGGUCGGAGCCUGUUUAAGCUGGCUUGAUUGCUAAAGAAAACAUUGUGCAACUGCAUCUUAAUCUC